Molecule: messenger RNA, 405 nt
Organism: Peronospora belbahrii
Lineage: Eukaryota; Oomycota; Peronosporomycetes; Peronosporales; Peronosporaceae
Source: the annotation of a GenBank genome assembly
AUGUUAAGUUUGAGGAAUAACGAGGUGCAAGCACCUCAUGACGAGACAUUGACCCAAGAGGGUCGGGUGCAGUCAGUAAACGAAGUGGUCUUUGACCUUGAGGUGUGUACACCUGUGGACGCUGAGGCGUCGGAUUCUGAGAGCGUCAUGAGUAGCGAUAAUGAUAUCCCGAUGGCUCUCUCAGCAAGACCCGCAGCAAGUGCUCUGUUAGAGCUGGACGAGUUGUCCUUUGCCGAGUUUGGAAUUGCCUUACAGGCAGGCGACAUCGCCGAAGUGGUUGUUAUACGACCUGAGGAGGAGUUAAACGCCUCAUCGCUUUUGGAUAAAGCAGUUUUUGAGGAUACCAAGAAGGCGCAGAAUGCGCGUAGUGGAUCACAGAUCCUGAAAGACCCUUCGGAUCCUUAG